Messenger RNA from Merops nubicus (carmine bee-eater), 915 nucleotides. RefSeq names its product calcium binding tyrosine-(Y)-phosphorylation regulated (gene CABYR). The coding region runs from base 1 to 915 and encodes 304 amino acids. NCBI's taxonomy places the organism in Eukaryota, Metazoa, Chordata, Aves, Coraciiformes, Meropidae. Gene Ontology annotation, cellular component: sperm fibrous sheath; cytoplasm. Gene Ontology annotation, molecular function: calcium ion binding. The transcript has 4 exons. Gene Ontology annotation, biological process: sperm capacitation. The record is from RefSeq and is a predicted model, not a curated record.
AUGCAGUCUUCCAAGAUGAAGCUGGUGGUUCCAUAUGGCCUCAGGAUCCUGCUGGAGGGGGUGAGCCAGGCUGUCGUCGAGAGCAACCCCAAGGACAUCACUCAGUUCUUUGCUCUCUAUUUCCAAGAGCUUGUCACCUUCCAGAAAGGGAGUGGGAAUCACAGCCUGGAGAAGACAGCAUCAGAGUUCACAGACACUCCCUCUUCUGGGGAGCCCGAGCAACAGGACAAGUCUACUGACACAGAGGAAGACCACAUCCUUGAGGAACCUGAUAUUCAGCAUAGCUCCAAAGCAACUCAGCAGCCCUCGACCACCAGUUGCAUUGCAGAGAGCAGAUGCCCCCCCGGGUCUGGUGGAGCUUUGUCCCCUGAGGAACCCCAGCUGGCCUACGUCCCUGCCCAGCCUGCCCAGCUGGCUGCCCACCUCCUAGCCAUGGCAUCAGGAGAAGCAGGACAGCCACCCCCACCUUCUAACCUCUGGACCCUCUAUUGCCUAACUGACUUGAGACAAGGUCACAGCUCCCCACCACCUGCUGCUAGAGCUGGGGGGUGCGCACCCCUCGCUCACCCCGGGGAGGAAGAGGAGCAGAGCCUGCAGCUGUCACAAGCAUCAGCUCCCAUUUAUGUGAUGCAAGACAAAAGCAGGAGGGGAAAGGCUCCACCCUUGAUCUUGGUGGGCUCCAGUGUGCAGCCCCCCCAGGGCUGGGAGCCCCUCCCUGGCCACGCUGUCUUUGCAGGGCAGGGGGCAGGGGCUAGGAGGAGGUUCAUGACCCUCCCAGUGCCCGUGGCCAGGCCAGCUGCUGAGGAGACAGAGGAAGGAGGAGCUCAGCCAAGCCCACCCCCUGUGCUCUCCGUUGCCAUCCCUCUGGAUGAUGUUGGUGUCUGCCAGGAGAGGUUCAGCAGCACACACAGGUAG